UCCCGUUUUGUUCGUCGCUUUGCAUGUUUGUUUCCUCUCUACUCUUUCUUCCUGCUAGAAUUUCACUGUAAUCAUUAUUCUCAACCUAACCUCGCUCCCAAAAUGUUUCACUCCACAACGUUAACCAUUUUACUCCUAGGUUUUCUCUUCCAGAUAUCAUGGGUCGCUUCAAUUUCGAUGCCGAGUUCCAAUUGUUACGCUUUCAAUAAUUCAAGUCGAAUUGUUGAUUUUAGUAGCUGGAUUGGUUACCCUUUUGAGUAUGAUGAUGAGAAGCAAGGUUCUGAUUUGGUGGUUCGAUUCUGCAAGGACGUAGAAAGUAGAUCGCAAACGGGAUAUGUUGAUUUUGGUCGAUUUGACAACUUCAACUACUUUGUUGCUGGUUCUGGCCAAUCUGAUUUUGUACAAGAGUUUUAUAAUGGUGACCUAAUGGGUUGUGAACAAACUUAUGACAAAAUGGGACGAACAUCUCAGGUAAAUAUCAUAUGUGGGAGUUGUCCUAAUGGACAAUGUAAAGGUCGUCCUGGAUGCAUAUGUCAUGUCGAAUAUGAAUCGAAGUGCAGAGCCUUAAUUGAACUUGCAAUUUCAUGUGAUAAACCGGGCCCACAAGUGUUCCAAGGCUUCACUGUUGGUUUUCAUCCUCGAUCAUGGGAACUUGUUUACAAUGGCAUGACUCAAUUCGGUUUUGAGAAACCCCAUCAUGAGUUUAGCUUUCAGACAUCACAAACUCAGGUAGUCCUGUUUACAAGUGCAGUUGCUUCACUCUCAUCCUUAGUACAAAAGCCUAUUUUGAAGGUUCAUCCACAUAAAGGCCUGGGAGUUAGUUUGUCUGGAUCCGCUGCUAGCGGGAAGGCUCCUACAACUUUGUCACCUACAAUGUUGAUUGUUGAUUGGAGAUGUGAGAUAGCCCGCAACACCCCAUAUGAAGUUAACAUCACAAUCCCAGUUGAAGGAUACGAGGCAAUUCAAUUUGUGCUUACAAAAAUGUGCGACUACAAACAAGGUCAAGGAGGUGGUGCCACAAGAGGAUGGGCAAUAUUUGGAGUGCUAUCUUGCAUAUUCUUUGUCUCGUCGACAAUUUUUUGUUGUGGAGGGUUCAUUUACAAGACAAAAGUGGAACGCCAGCAUGGACUUGACGCAUUGCCUGGGAUGACAUACCUAUCUGCCUGCUUAGAGACAGUGAGUGGUGUCGGGCAAGGUUACUCACAGCCAGAAGACCCGUACGCAAGUGGCGAAGCCUCUUGGGAGCGCCCUCCUGGUCCUUCACAAUCUCAAGCUGCAUGGAGACCAGCGGAGAGAAAAUAUGGCGCCAUUUGAUCGUUUACUGCCACUCAUUUGUUUUUGCAUUGUACCAUCAUUUUAUUCAAUUUUUGGGAGUUUGUUCUGCCAAAUGUUAUUUGGAUUGACUCAUACAAAUGGGAUUUUGAAGGCUCGGUCUUGUUGUAUUUCUUUGUAAACAAAAUUCACAGGUAAAAAGUAAAGAAGAGAUGGUUAUAGCUGGAA
Messenger RNA from Trifolium pratense (red clover), 1500 nucleotides. RefSeq lists its product as uncharacterized. The transcript is spliced from 17 exons. NCBI's taxonomy places the organism in Eukaryota, Viridiplantae, Streptophyta, Magnoliopsida, Fabales, Fabaceae. The record is from RefSeq and is a predicted model, not a curated record. The coding region runs from base 103 to 1314 and encodes 403 amino acids.